Messenger RNA from Hirsutella rhossiliensis, 1668 nucleotides. Its product is annotated as amino acid permease domain-containing protein. Lineage: Eukaryota; Fungi; Ascomycota; Sordariomycetes; Hypocreales; Ophiocordycipitaceae. The coding region runs from base 1 to 1668 and encodes 555 amino acids. Gene Ontology annotation, molecular function: amino acid transmembrane transporter activity. Gene Ontology annotation, cellular component: membrane. Gene Ontology annotation, biological process: amino acid transmembrane transport. The transcript has a single exon. The record is from RefSeq and is a predicted model, not a curated record.
AUGGAAAAGGAAGGCGCCCACGCGUCGCUCGACGGCGGCGGCGGGCCUGGCGCCUAUGACCUCAACCCCGAAGCCAGCCGCCCCGCCGAGACGGCAGAGUACAACCUCGCCGCGAAGCACGACCAGCUCGAGCGCGGCCUCAAGAGCAGGCAAAUCCAGUUCAUAGCCCUCGGUGGCGCAAUAGGCACCGGUUUGUUUGUUGGCUCGGGCAGCAUCCUCGCGAGCACUGGCCCGGCGCCGCUGUUCAUGGCCUACAUCUCCAUGAUGCUCGUCGUGUGGAACGUCAUGAACAACCUCGCCGAGAUGACCACGUACCUGCCCAUGCGCGGCAUCACUGUCCCCUACUUUGUCGGCCGCUUCCUCGACCCCAGCCUCGCCUUUGCCGCGGGGUAUAACUACUGGUAUGCCUACUCCAUGUUGAUCGGCGCAGAGGCCACGGCCGCCGGCAUCAUCAUCGACUACUGGAAGCCCCCCGUGUCAGUCGGCGUGUGGAUCGCCAUCGUCCUUGUCGUCAUGCUUCUCCUCAACAUUAUCGCAGUCAGCUUCUUUGGCGAGGCCGAGUUCUGGUUCGCCAGCAUCAAGCUCAUCACCAUCUGCGGCCUCAUCAUCCUAGGCUGGGUCAUCUUCUUUGGUGGAGGACCCAACCAGACGGGCGUCCGCGGCUUCGCCUUCUGGAACGACCCGGGCGCCUUUGUCCCCUACAAGGUGCCCGGCUCCACCGGCCGCUUCCUCGGCUACUGGCACGCCUUUGUCACGGCCGGCUUCGCCUUCGUCACCUCACCCGAGCUCAUCGCCAUUGCCGCCGGCGAGACCGUCGCCCCGCGCCGCAACAUCCCCAAGGCUGCCCGCCGCUUCGUCUGGCGCCUCGCCAUCUUCUACGGCAUCUCGUCGCUCAUCAUCGGCAUCCUCGUCCGCUCCGACGACCCCAGACUCCUCGGCGCCACCAAGGACGGCAAAUCGGACGCCAGCGCCUCACCCUUUGUCAUUGGCAUCCAAAACGCUGGCAUCCCCGUCCUCGAGCACAUCAUCAACGCCGCAAUCCUCACCUCGGCCUGGUCCGCCGGCAACUCGUUCCUCUACUCGGGCAGUCGCAUCCUGUACUCCAUGUCCCUCAGCGGCCAGGCGCCCAAGUGGUUCAGCGUCACCAACCGCAAAGGCGUCCCCUAUCUCGCCGUGCUCUUCACCUGGAGCUUCGGCCUCUUGGCCUUUCUCAACGUCUCCAAUUCGGGCGCCACCAUCUUCACCUGGUUCGUCAACAUUUCGACCAUAUCGGGAUUCAUUGCUUGGGUCGUCAUCAUGAUCACCUACCUGCGCUUUCGGCGCGCCCUCGAGUACAACAACCUGUUCAACUCGCUGCCCUACCGCACGCCCCUGCAGCCCUAUGCCACCUACGCCACCCUAGUCGUCGUUUCCCUCCUCAUUAUCACAAACGGCUUCCAGACCUUUAUGCCCUUCAAUGCCAGCGACUUUGUCGCCGCCUACGUCACGAUUCCGGCCUUCCUCGUCUUGUACAUUGGCCACAAACUCUACUUCCGAACACCCAUGUACAUCCCCACCUCGGAGAUGGACGCCAUCACCGGCAAGAGGGAAAUGGACGAGCUCGAGGCCAUGGACGAGGAGCGCGUGCCCAAGAAUUGGUUGCAGAAAGUCUGGUUCUGGCUUGCCUAG